CCAUUUUGUCGGCGCGGGAGGAGAGCGGAGGCCUUGCGGAGGAGCUUCUCCUGAGCCUUUGUGGGGCGCCGCAGCCGCUUUUCAUCGACGCCCUCGAGGGCUUUCCGCCAUCGUAACAUCACGGCAGACAUGUCGGAGUACAUCCGGGUUACCGAGGAUGAGAAUGAAGAACCAAUUGAGAUCCCCUCAGAGGAUGACGGGACUGUGUUGCUAUCUACAGUCACUGCUCAGUUCCCAGGGGCAUGUGGUCUGCGCUACAGAAACCCUGUGUCUCAGUGUAUGAGAGGAGUCCGAUUAGUGGAAGGAAUUCUGCAUGCGCCAGAUAAUGGCUGGGGAAAUCUGGUUUAUGUUGUUAAUUAUCCCAAAGACAAUAAGCGGAAAAUGGAUGAGACAGAUGCCUCAUCAGCUGUGAAAGUGAAGCGAGCAGUGCAGAAAACCUCUGAUCUCAUUGUUUUGGGGCUCCCGUGGAAAACAACUGAACAAGAUCUAAAGGAAUAUUUCAGCACAUUUGGAGAGGUUCUCAUGGUGCAGGUUAAGAAGGACAUCAAAACUGGCCAUUCAAAGGGGUUUGGGUUUGUACGAUUUACUGACUAUGAGACCCAGGUGAAAGUCAUGUCUCAGCGACACAUGAUAGAUGGAAGAUGGUGUGACUGCAAGCUUCCAAACUCUAAGCAAAGUCCAGACGAACCUUUGCGUAGCAGGAAGGUGUUUGUUGGGCGUUGUACCGAAGACAUGACUGCAGAUGAGCUUCGUCAGUUUUUUUCACAAUACGGAGAAGUGGUUGAUGUCUUCAUCCCCAAACCGUUCAGAGCUUUUGCCUUUGUUACGUUUGCUGAUGAUCAGGUUGCCCAGUCCCUUUGUGGCGAGGACUUGAUCAUAAAAGGAAUCAGCGUCCAUAUAUCCAAUGCUGAACCUAAGCAUAAUAGCAGUAGACAACUAGAAAGAGGUGGAAGAUUUGGUGGUAAUCCAGGAGGCUUUGGGAAUCAGGGUGGAUUUCCUAACCGGGGGGGAGGAGGUGGAGGUGGAGGGUUGGGAAACAACCAGGGCAGUAACAUGGGGGGCGGGAUGAACUUUGGAGCCUUUAGCAUCAACCCGGCAAUGAUGGCAGCAGCUCAGGCAGCGCUCCAGAGCAGUUGGGGGAUGAUGGGCAUGCUAGCUAGCCAGCAGAACCAGUCUGGGCCAUCUGGGAACAACCAGCCACAAGGCAACAUGCAGAGGGAGCAGAACCAGGGCUUCAGUUCAGGGAGCAAUUCCUAUGGAGGCUCGAACUCUGGUGCGGCAAUCGGGUGGGGCUCUUCAAACGCAGGCUCUAGCAGUGGCUUUAAUGGAGGUUUUGGCUCAAGCAUGGAUUCCAAGUCAUCUGGCUGGGGAAUGUAGGCUAUCCAGUACUGACUCUGUGGUGGGAAAUCAGAUUUUUUUUUCUAGAGCUUCUGGUAAGUAUAUUAUAAGAUGCAUAUACUAAAAGAACAAAAAUUUCCAAAUCAGUUUGUUCAGCGUGUAGUAUAUUUCAACAGUAUUUUUGACACAUUUUCUUUUGUAAGGGGGGGAGGGGAAAAAAAGAAAAAAAAGUUAAAUGGAGUUUUAUAGGUUUUGUUACAAUGAGUUGGAAUACAUGAGAUGGGAUAUUGAGUGAUUGAAAGUGAACUGCUGUUUGCCUGAUGGGUAAACGAACGCACUGCAAUUUGAUAGGAAUUCAUAAAAAAAAUUGAUUCCUCAUUUCCUAGUCAGCUGAGAUCUUUGCAUGUUUCAAAAAUGGAAGCCAUUUUUUCAGAAACUGCAUCCUUUCCUUGUUAGUUUUUUUUCUUUUAAAAUUUAAUUUGAUCCCCCGCCAUAAGAAUUUCUCUCUCUCUUUCUCUCCCUCCCCCUCCCCCCAAAUGUCCUGUGUGGAGAAUGCAAUGUUGGUGUCGGCUUUUUUUCCUUUUAACACUGUCUCCCCUCCUCAUACUAAAGUACGGUAUGAAGACCUCAUUUAAUCCUUGCAGUUCAUCUCAUUUCAAAUGUCUAUGGAAGAAGCACUUCAUUGAAAGCAGUGCAGUAAAAAAAAGUCAGGAAUACUUCUGUCUCCAUGCUUUCUCAUCUAAGACUUCUUCAUCACACUGCACAUGCUUCGUCUUAAGACGGUGGGUGUUCCAUUUUUAUCCGCUACUCUUUUAUUUCAUGGAGUCGUAUUCAACGCUAUGAACGCAAGGCUGUGAGAUGGAACCAGAAGGCUUGUUUGAACUUUUGAAAACCUUGUGUGGUAUUGGAUUGGUGGUGCCGAGGCAUGUGAGGGCUUGGUAUGUGCGAGAAAAAGGAGGAGGCGCAUGCAGAGAGAGACCUGGUGGUGCUUAAUGGGAUUUUAAAAAAACCCAAAAUUUUCCUUGGCGCGAUGUCCCUCGAUCCUGUGGCUUUGGUGAGAGAGUGUGCAGAGAGCAUUGGGAGCGGACGUACGAGUGUUUUUUUUCUUGCAUUCAAAGGACAUCCCGAUCUGGAAGAACUUAAAUGGGGGGCUUUUUACCUAGUGAACCAAUUAUUUGAAUGUGUUAAGUGAAAUGAAUAUCUGUAUUUUUUUCCUCCGUUGUCAACUCUGCUGUGAAUGCUGUAUGGUGUGUGUUCCUUUCUGUUAAUGAUUCUGUAAGUGUGGUAAUGUGAAUUGAAGGUGGGCUUCGGAUGGGAACACCCAGCUUGGGGUGUGUUUUGCAGAAUUUUUUUUUUUUUUUAAUAGCAAAGCUCAGUCCCAAGCUUGGAGGUUCCCUCGGGUGGAAGUUUUCUCUGCCUGUAAGAUAUCCAUAUGAAUGCUGUUUGCUGCAGUUCUAUGUUUGGAUGCUUUUUAUAAGAUUUGUCAAUGUAGGAAAUUCUUAAAUAAAACUGAUUUAAGUAA
Molecule: messenger RNA, 2860 nt
Organism: Eublepharis macularius
Lineage: Eukaryota; Metazoa; Chordata; Lepidosauria; Squamata; Eublepharidae
Gene: TARDBP
Product: TAR DNA binding protein
Exons: 6
Coding region: 130-1377 (415 amino acids)
Biological process (GO): regulation of gene expression
Cellular component (GO): nucleoplasm
Molecular function (GO): RNA binding
Source: RefSeq, a predicted model, not a curated record